AUGUCUGAAUUCAGCCAGAACUCUGAUGAAGAAGUGUGUCCUGAGGACAUUGAUGAAGAUGAAAUCCUGGCCAACCUGUCUCCUGAGGAGCUAAAGGAGCUGCAGUCUGAGAUGGAAGUCAUGGCCCCAGACCCCGAAGUCCCAACUGGGAUGAUACAGAGGGAUCAGACAGAGAAACCUCCCACGGGGAGCUUUGACCACAGGUCCCUGGUUGACUACCUGUACUGGCAGAAGGCAUCCAGACGCAUGCUCGAGGAUGAAAGAGUCCCCGUCACCCUCUUGCCUUCUGAGAGAAAUGCUGCAGGGGAGAUGGAAAGAAAUGCUGAUGGCAGUGGUGAGGCAGCUGGUGGAAAGGCACCAGAGGAAAAAGAGAGACAUUACAAAAAUGAGUACUUGUCCGACUCAAGACCACAAUUUGAGAAGACAAAGAACGAUGGUGUUGAUAAGGAGAGAGAUGAGGAGGAAGAGAAAGAAGAAGCAGAACAGGAAGACAAUGAAAAUGAGGAAGGGGAUGAAGAGGAAGAUGAGACUGAAUCAGAAACAAAGGAUACUCACACCAAUGAGAAUGGUCAAAGUGAUCAGAUAAGUAAGAAACCAGAUACAGAAUCAGCAGAAACCGCAGAAAAACCAAACGAAAAGAAAAUAUCAAAAUUAAACAUCCCCAAAAAGUUGGCACUGGAUACCAGCUUCAUGAAGCUAAGCACCAGACCUUCAGGAAAUCAAACCAAUUUAGAGGAGAAUUUGGAGAAAGUCCGAAAAAACGACCCAGAUGUGAAAGAGCUCAACCUGAACAACAUAGAGAACGUCCCCAAAGAAAUGCUGAUAGACUUUGUCAACGCCAUGAAAAAGAAUAAGAAUGUCAAAACCUUCAGCUUGGCCAACGUAGGGGCCGACGACAAUGUGGCCUUCGCGCUGGCCAACAUGCUGCGCGAGAACCGGAGCAUCACCACGCUCAACAUCGACUCCAAUUUCAUCUCUGGCAAAGGGAUCGUUGCCAUCAUGAGGUGCCUGCAGUACAACGAGACGCUGACGGAGCUCCGCUUUCACAACCAGCGCAGCAUGCUGGGCCACCAAGCGGAGAUGGAGAUCGCCAGGCUGCUGAAAGCCAACGCCACCCUCCUCAAAAUGGGCUAUCACUUCGAACUGCCAGGGCCCAGGAUGGUGGUGACCAACCUGCUCAGCAGAAACCUGGACAAGCAGAGGCAGAAGAGGCAGGAGGAGCAAAGGCAGCAGCAAAUGAAAGAGCAGAGAGAGUUGAUAGCGAUGCUGGAAAACGGACUUGGGUUGCCUCCUGGGAUGUGGGAAAUGCUGGGGGGUCCACUGCCCAAUGCAAGGAUGGAUGAACCCCCACAAGCCCCGAAACCACCUGUCCCCACAGCUGCAUCUCUGAGAAAAAGGCAGGAGAGCGUGAGGCAGCCAGCCCCUGAGGAGCCAUCCAGAGAGAAGUCUGUCAACUUCAGAGUGGUUAAGCUGAAGAAGAUUCAGCGUAAACCCCCUGUGCCGGAGUAUGUGGAACCCACUGAGAAAACCAACCUCAAAGACGUCAUCAAAACACUUAAACCAGUUCCCAGGAGAAGGCCACCUCCCCUGGUGGAAAUAACCCCCAGAGAUCAGCUGCUCAACGACAUUCGUCAGAGUAAUGUCGCUUAUCUCAAACCGGUGCCACUGCCAAAGCAGCUGGAGUGA
Indicator indicator is the source of this 1686-nucleotide messenger RNA. It is a transcript of the gene LMOD3, whose product is annotated as leiomodin 3. Gene Ontology annotation, molecular function: tropomyosin binding; actin binding. Gene Ontology annotation, cellular component: striated muscle thin filament; myofibril. Gene Ontology annotation, biological process: myofibril assembly; pointed-end actin filament capping; muscle contraction. The record is from RefSeq and is a predicted model, not a curated record. NCBI's taxonomy places the organism in Eukaryota, Metazoa, Chordata, Aves, Piciformes, Indicatoridae. The transcript is spliced from 3 exons. The coding region runs from base 1 to 1686 and encodes 561 amino acids.